Messenger RNA from Marmota flaviventris (yellow-bellied marmot), 3152 nucleotides. It is a transcript of the gene Elfn2, whose product is annotated as extracellular leucine rich repeat and fibronectin type III domain containing 2. The record is from RefSeq and is a predicted model, not a curated record. Gene Ontology annotation, cellular component: plasma membrane. Gene Ontology annotation, molecular function: protein binding. Lineage: Eukaryota; Metazoa; Chordata; Mammalia; Rodentia; Sciuridae.
GCGCCAUGCUGCGCCUGGGGCUGUGCGCGGCCGCGCUGCUCUGCGUGUGCGGGCCCGGGGCCGUGCGCGCCGACUGCUGGCUCAUCGAGGGGGACAAGGGCUACGUGUGGCUGGCCAUCUGCAGCCAGAACCAGCCGCCCUACGAGACCAUCCCGCAGCACAUCAACAGCACGGUGCACGACCUGCGGCUCAACGAGAACAAGCUCAAGGCCGUGCUCUACUCCUCGCUCAACCGCUUCGGGAACCUCACCGACCUCAACCUGACCAAGAACGAGAUCUCCUACAUCGAGGACGGCGCCUUCCUGGGCCAGUCCAGCCUGCAGGUGCUGCAGCUGGGCUACAACCGGCUGAGCAACCUGACCGAGGGCAUGCUGCGCGGCAUGGGCCGCCUGCAGUUCCUCUUCGUGCAGCACAACCUCAUCGAGGUGGUGACGCCCACCGCCUUCUCCGAGUGCCCCAGCCUCAUCAGCAUCGACCUGUCCUCCAACCGCCUCAGCCGCCUGGACGGCGCCACCUUCGCCAGCCUGGCCAGCCUGAUGGUGUGUGAGCUGGCCGGCAACCCCUUCAACUGCGAGUGCGACCUCUUCGGCUUCCUCGCCUGGCUCGUCGUCUUCAACAACGUCACCAAGAACUAUGACCGGCUGCAGUGCGAGUCGCCCAGGGAGUUCGCGGGCUACCCGCUGCUCGUGCCCCGGCCCUACCACAGCCUCAACGCCAUCACCGUCCUGCAGGCCAAGUGCCGCAACGGCUCGCUGCCCGCCCGGCCCCAGAGCCACCCCACGCCCUACUCCACCGACGCCCAGAGGGAGCCCGACGAGAACUCGGGCUUCAACCCCGACGAGAUCCUCUCGGUGGAGCCGCCGGCCUCGUCCACCACAGACGCCUCCGCGGGGCCCGCCAUCAAGCUGCACCACGUCACCUUUACCUCGGCCACCCUGGUGGUCAUCAUCCCACACCCCUACAGCAAGAUGUACGUCCUGGUCCAGUACAACAGCAGCUACUUCUCGGACGUCAUGACGCUCAAGAACAAGAAGGAGAUCGUGACGCUGGACAAGCUGCGGGCGCACACCGAGUACACCUUCUGCGUGACCUCGCUGCGCAACAGCCGCCGCUUCAACCACACCUGCCUGACCUUCACCACGAGGGACCCGGUGCCCGGGGACCUGGCGCCCAGCACCUCCACCACCACCCACUACAUCAUGACCAUCCUGGGCUGCCUCUUCGGCAUGGUCAUCGUGCUGGGCGCCGUCUACUACUGCCUGCGCAGGCGGCGCCUGCAGGAGGAGAAGCAGAAGUCCGUCAACGUCAAGAAGACCAUCCUGGAGAUGCGCUACGGGGCCGACGUGGACGCCGGCUCCAUCGUCCACGCCGCCCAGAAGCUGGGCGAGCCCCCCGUGCUGCCCGUGGCCCGCAUGUCCUCCAUCCCCUCCAUGAUUGGAGAGAAGCUGCCUGCCUCCAAGGGACUGGAGGCCGGGCUGGACACACCCAAGGUGGCCACCAAAGGCAACUAUAUCGAGGUGCGCACAGGUGCAGGGGGGGACGGCCUGGCCCGGCCAGAGGAUGACCUCCCGGAGCUGGAAAACGGCCAGGGCUCGGCCGCCGAGAUCUCCACCAUCGCCAAGGAGGUGGACAAGGUCAACCAGAUCAUCAACAACUGCAUCGAUGCCCUCAAGCUGGACUCGGCCUCUUUCCUGGGGGCUGGCAGUGGUGGCGGGGACCCUGAGCUGGCCUUCGAGUGCCAGUCCCUCCCUCCAGCCGCCACCACCUCCACGGCCACCGCCCCUGGGGCGCUGGAGCGGCCCAGCUUCCUCUCUCCCCCCUACAAGGAGAGCUCCCACCACCCGCUGCAGCGCCAGCUCAGCGCCGACGCCGCGGUCACCCGCAAGACCUGCAGCGUGUCGUCCAGCGGCUCCAUCAAGAGCGCCAAAGUCUUCAGCCUGGACGUGCCCGACCACCCGGCCGCCCCGGGGCUGGCCAAGGGCGACUCCAAGUACAUCGAGAAGGGCAGCCCCCUCAACAGCCCACUGGACCGGCUCCCGCUGGUGCCCGCGGGCAGCAGCGGGGGCAGCGGCGGGGGCGGGGGCAUCCACCACCUGGAGGUGAAGCCCGCCUACCACUGCAGCGAGCACCGGCACAGCUUCCCCGCCCUCUACUACGAGGAGGGCGCCGACAGCCUGAGCCAGCGCGUGUCCUUCCUCAAGCCGCUGACCCGCUCCAAGCGCGACUCCACCUACUCCCAGCUGUCCCCCAGACACUACUACUCAGGGUACUCCUCCAGCCCCGAGUACUCGUCCGAGAGCACGCACAAGAUCUGGGAGCGCUUCCGGCCCUACAAGAAGCACCACCGCGAGGAGGUGUACAUGGCCGCCGGCCACGCCCUGCGCAAGAAGGUCCAGUUCGCCAAGGACGAGGACCUGCACGACAUCCUGGAUUACUGGAAGGGGGUCUCGGCCCAGCAGAAGCUGUGACCCUCUCCUCCCUGGUGAGGCUGCAGGGGGAGGGCCAGGGCGCUCCGGGGUAGGGCCCCGGGGGCCGGGCGGGCAGGGGCGGACGGCCCAGGCGGAGGAGUGGACGCACACGCACACCCGCACGCACGCACCACGCACACACCUGACCACCACCUGACUGUGAACCAACCAACACCGACAAUAACGGACAGGAAAACAAGACACAUUUUCCUUAAAGUUUACAAACUGAUACCGAAAUCAGUCGUCUUUACUGUGCUGCCCAGGGACGCUGCCGGGCGUGCGGGGCUGGGCCAGGGGCAGGCGAGGAGGCCAGAGGAGAGCGGGGGACGGGGGCCAGGCGCGGGACUGGGGGAGAGGAGACUGGGAAGACACGGACGGAGCCCCUCUGGGUCAGGGAGGGCGACCUCCCGAGCUCGGGGACAGGUCACUUAGAGGUAUGGCACUAGGUGGACAUGGGUGCCAUUUCCCUCCACUUCAUGGAUGGCCCAAGGAGCAAGGUGAUGACCCUGGGGUCAUGUGGCAGGUCAGACUCAGUCUCCCGGCUUCCUGGCCCAGGCCGUUCCCCCCAGCCACACCCCCAGGACCCCAGUCCACCAACACCCUUCCAAAGCUGUCACCGCCUGUGACCGAGGGGCUUGAGAACCAGGAAGGUGCUUUCCCUGUCCAGAAAGCCCACGGAAGUCC